Molecule: messenger RNA, 729 nt
Organism: Salvia miltiorrhiza (redroot sage)
Lineage: Eukaryota; Viridiplantae; Streptophyta; Magnoliopsida; Lamiales; Lamiaceae
Exons: 1
Coding region: 1-729 (242 amino acids)
Source: RefSeq, a predicted model, not a curated record
AUGCCUCCGAGAAGACAAAAUCAAAACCGAGUAGAAGAGGAAGAGGAGGAGGAAGAACAAAGAGAUCCCACACCACCACCUCCACCUCCUCCACAGCAAGAGAGGAGAGUAGAAGAGCUCUUUCUACGACAAAACCCACCUACUUUCAGCGGAGCUGGAGACCCCGCUGAAACGGAAGAAUGGAUCAGAAGUAUGGAAAGAAUUUUUAGAUUCCUUAGAUGUAACGAUGUCGAGCGCCUCAUGUGCAUGUCUUACCAGCUCAAGGGGUCCGCAGAAUAUUCGUGGGAGGCCAAACAGAAAACUUUGACCCCAGAUCAAGUGAAUGAACUUACGUGGGAAAAAUUCAAGGCAGCUCUUUGUGAGAAAUACAUACCACGUAGCUAUCGCAAGAAGAAGGAAAUGGAGUUCGUAAGUUUGAAGCAAGGGAAUAAAACGGUAGCCGAAUAUGACCGAUUGUUCUGUGAUUUAGCUCGAUAUGCACCAUAUCGAGUAGAUACUGAUGAGAAGAUGUCAGAGUUGUUUUGUGCCGGUUUGAAGCAAGAAAUUCGAGUCGUUCUAGCAAGUCAGAGCGCACUUACUUAUGCUGAAGCACUAAACCGAGCACUGGACAUGGAGUUGGCAAUGCAACCAGAAAAGACGAGUCAACUCUCUGUACUCCAAGUGAACCCGAAUGCUCAAUCGGGGAGUCAAUCCUUUUAUGGGCAAGGACAGAAAGGUAAAAGAAAGUAG